GAACGGGAUCAUCUGGGAAUGUUCAUAAACUAGUAUACAGAUGUGAUAUCCUAAAGGAAUUUAUUUUACAGGACAAAUUUGCAACCAAAACGGGAAGAUGAGAAGACUGAGUGUUUACCCUAAGCCAGAUACAUCUCUGGGAAACCUGGGAUUGAUGGCAAACGAAAUCCAACAGGAGGUUGAAAACAAUACAUCUGAUUUGGUAUCGGAGCUGGUUGACCUGUCAGCCGGAGCAAGAAUAGAAGCCAUUCGGUCCUUGCCUGUCUCAUGUGAUGAAAGGCGAACAAUCAGGAACAGAGUUAUCUCUGUGAAAAAUUCAAAGACGAUCUUUAAUGUGGACUGUGGUCAACAGGUGUCUCGGUCAUUUCGCAGAUUUGGUGUCAACGUGGCAUCGGUCAGAGAGCAGUUGGUUAUGUGGCAUGGGACUCUGAAGGACAUAGGAGGCAGAUUUGGUACCUCUGUCCUCACUUACUUUUUGUUUCUCAAAUGGCUGCUGAAGUUCAACAUCUUCUCAAUGAUCAUCAAUUUCGGCUUCAUCACCAUUCCCCAAAUUGUGCACGCACCCAACAUCACCAAUGUUACUGCGUUCAGAGGCCUUGAGCUUCUCACUGGAGUGGGUUAUUUUAACCAGACAGUGCUGUUCUAUGGAGGCUAUAAUGGUGAAGUGAUCGUAUCCAAACCAGCCUAUAACAUGCAGUUGGCCUAUUUCUUCACUAUAGCGGCAUAUCUAGUGCUGUGUGGCAUGUCUCUUAUCUACAGCAUGUCCAGAUCCUUUCAGAAGAACUUUGUGUUGGAGUCAGGACCUGUCUCUGGAGGUGCGUGGCGUCUGCUGUGCAGCUGGGAUUUCAGCGUAGUCAACGAGAAAGCCAUACAGAACAACAAGAACAACCUUGGCAUUGAGCUGAAGGAGUCUUUAUCGGAAAGGUUACAGAGGAAGCGCACAAUGGCAGUGUCUGACUGGAUAAAGCAUCUGUCUCUCCACCUACUAGCCUGGCUUCUCUCCUCAGGACUUGCUGUUGGCUCCUGUGCAAGCAUCUACUUCCUAGGAAUAAAUCAGCUGAACUCCAAUCUUAAUCACGAUCCGAAAGAUUUAAAGGCGGAGGCAUCUACUUUGCUUCUGCCUGUGGUCGUGUCCCUCAUCAACCUGAUAGUGCCUCUCCUCUUCUCCCUCAUUAGCCGGAUGGAGAGUUACUCAAACCCACGGGCAAAGAUCUACAUCAGCAUCACAAGAAAUGUUAUUUUGAAGAUGUCUAUUGUGGGAAUUCUUUGCUAUUACUGGCUGAAUUCAGUGCCUAUGGAUGUCUCAUGUUGGGAGUCUUUUGUGGGCCAGAGUGUCUAUCGACUGCUGAUAAUAGACUUUAUAUUCUGCCUGCUCGGCACUUUCUUUGGGGAGUUCCUACGCAAUGUAAUUGGAACCACGCUCAUCCAGAGUCUUGGCGUCCCGGAGUUUGACAUUGCUAGGAAUGUACUUGAUCUAAUCUACGCCCAGACGCUGGCUUGGAUUGGAAUUUACUUCUCCCCCUUACUUCCUGUAAUGCAAGUCAUUAAGUUGUUUAUCAUUUUUUACGUGAAAAAGAUCAGUCUGAGUAUGAAUUGUCAGCCGCCCAAGCACACAGGCAGAGCUGCCCAGAUGCAGACGGUCUUCAUCGCCUUGCUUUUCUUCCCCUCGUUUGUGGGUGCGCUGUCCAUGGUCGCAUACACAGUGUGGAGUUUGAAGCCCUCAAAACAUUGUGGGCCCUUCCAGGGUCUCAACACCCCAUUUGACAUCAUUAUUAGCUGGACGAAUUAUAUUGAGAACCUCCCAGGAACUCAUUGGGUCUGGUGGAUAUAUCAAAACGUGCUGAGAAGCGAACUGUUCUACUAUUUGAUCACCCUCAUCCUCUUAGUCUUCACUUUUUUUCUCUGGCAAAUCACUGAGGGACGGAAAGAGCUCAUCAAGAGUCUACGACAGCAGAUUGUCAAUGAAGGAAAGGACAAAGCCUUUCUCUUAAAUAAACUACAGGAUACACAGAAGCAGAGGAGACAGAUGACUUUCAGACCUCCGGACUUUGAGCAGACAGCACAUUUCAACUCAAACUGGAUAAAUACUCUCCCCUUGGAUAGAUGAAAGCAUGUCAUAUGAAAAUGUUUAUUUUGUAAUGGCCUUUUUCUGUAAAUACUGAAUUUUGUCAUAUAAUUUAUUCAGCAAGUACUGUUGUUUCUCUCUUUAAUGGAGAGACAUUUUUGCAAAGCUUGCACAAGCCAGCAUUUUGUGUUUGUCCAGAACAGUGGUUCUCAAUCUGGGGGCCCUGAGAUGUUGGCGGGGGCCCCAAUUUUAUCAAAUACAUUUAUUUAUCAUAAAUUCUGUGUAAUUAAACCUAAAAAAAAACAAGACUACUAACCAACUGCACUACAUUGUAUAUUUUAAUAAGUUUUGGUUAAAGGAAUAGACUACCCUUUUGCCAAAUUAAACUAUGUUAUUAC
Messenger RNA from Paramisgurnus dabryanus, 2463 nucleotides. The record is from RefSeq and is a predicted model, not a curated record. Lineage: Eukaryota; Metazoa; Chordata; Actinopteri; Cypriniformes; Cobitidae.